Molecule: messenger RNA, 284 nt
Organism: Notodromas monacha
Lineage: Eukaryota; Metazoa; Arthropoda; Ostracoda; Podocopida; Cyprididae
Source: the annotation of a GenBank genome assembly
UUUUUUCCUAGGAAUUUGCUGCCUCAGUUUUCCGGAGAAGCUUCGAAAUGGGGAAGAAAGAUAUUAGCAAAGAAGAUCCGGGAAAGGAGGAAUUUCAGCAGAUUCCUUCAUUGACGCGACAGAUAAUUGCGACUUGUCCGGGAUGGUCGAACAGCUUUUUCCUUGGACUCGGAUGGGGUUAUAUUUCGGCAGGCUAUGAUUCGUUGCGAGUCGAAUCUGAACUCGGAUUGCUUUCGUUUCCAGUCACAGACUACGACGUUUCACAGCUAGUUGAUCCGCUGUGA